Molecule: messenger RNA, 4334 nt
Organism: Salvelinus namaycush (lake trout)
Lineage: Eukaryota; Metazoa; Chordata; Actinopteri; Salmoniformes; Salmonidae
Product: ligand-dependent corepressor-like
Exons: 4
Coding region: 161-1570 (469 amino acids)
Biological process (GO): regulation of transcription by RNA polymerase II
Cellular component (GO): nucleus
Molecular function (GO): DNA binding
Source: RefSeq, a predicted model, not a curated record
CCCGGGGUUGGAGAGUGGGGCUAAACCCCUGCUGCUCAAAGACCAGACCAAGAUCAACAGACUUGAGAAACAAGCUGAGGAAUUUUUUAAUGCAGUCCUCUACAAAGAAGAUGUGCCCAGCUUCUCGGACCCGCACAUUCCAGUAGUGGCUCUGGAGAUAAUGCAGAGGAUGAUCCGCCAGUUUGCUGCAGAAUAUACCUCAAAAAGCAGUUCCUCUACUCCGGACAGCCGCUCCACUCCCAGGCCUGGUCCCCACCCAGACCAAAGCCUGCCUCCUCCCCCCUCGCUGCCCACGGUGCCCCCAGCUGCCAGCCCUGGUGGUACUGCGACCGCCUCCGUGCCCAGCCAGAACCCCGUCCUCUCCAAGCUGCUGAUGGCCGACCAGGACUUGCCUCUCGACCUCACUGUCAAGAAGCCUCUGCCACAGCCUGUAGAACAAGAUGGAGUCCUGGACCUGUCACUCAAAAAGGGACGGGCCAAAAGCAGCACGUCAUCGCUCCGCAGCCCUCAUCUUUCCCAGACGUCCACUCUUAGAGGGCGUUCCCUGAGUGCUGACGGACAGGCCGGGCUGCCUAUGUGGAGCCUGCAGGAUGGGAGGAGGGAGAAUUUCAGCCACUCUGUCCCUGUAAAGCCCCCCUCACCUCUAUGUCACGCCCUGCACAUCAAACAGGAAGUGAACCUAUAUUCCAGAACAGAGUUUUCUCCCAACCAGAACCAGAUGUCCAGACCCUUCGACCACCUCUCUCUCCUUUCCAGUUACGGCUCUCCGCCCUGGGCCUCCAAGAUCCACUCCGGAGCCCUCCUGAAGCUCCGGGCCAACAGCAGAGCUGGGGACCACCUCAAAGACCUACCCAGCUUGCUGGAGGCCGCAGGGCUCUUCACCAAGUCGCCCUCCUGUGGGAAGGCAAUCAUCCAGGAGGCCCCCAGAGACCAGGGCCCCUCUCUUUCCCACUCCCCGACCGUUGACCUCAAAAUCCCCCAGGUGAGAGGCCUUGGAGGCCUGGGGGUGGACUUCUGCUUGGGCUCCCUGAGCUCUGAUCCCUACAGCCUCCCCAGCUACCACUUUGAGAACAGCUUGGGGAAGAGGCAGAGGUCCAUCCUGCCCAAACACAGCCGCCGGGGAAGCAGUGGAGGAGAGAGGGACUACUGGGCUUCAUCCGAUGCAGACCGCCCUGCCUCUGGGGGGCAGUAUCCUACCUCUGACCCCGAGGCAGACCUCAGCAACAAGCAGCUGAGGAAAAAGAGGGGACGAUACCGUCAGUACAACACAGAGCUGCUAGAGGAGGCUAUCGGAGUGGUGAUGGGGGGGAAGAUGAGCGUGUCCAAGGCUCAGACUGUCUACGGGAUCCCUCACAGCACUCUGGAGUAUAAAGUCAAGGAGCGCCUUGGCACCCUGAAACAUCCACCCAAGAAGAAGCUGAAGCUGAUGAGCCGCAUGGAGGAACCGGAGGAUACGGAGGCCCCAGAGAGCCAAGAAGCUCUGGAUGCGACCAUGGACCUCCAGUCUGUGUCAGCAUCCGGAGAGAAUGGCAGGCAGCUGCUCAGUACAGGCCUCUCCCCAGACGAGUAAAGUCACGACUGAAAGAGAUUCAGUACUUGAUGAUAUGUGAUGUUUUAUCCCAGACCAGGUAAUCGUUUGCAUUUGCCAGGCAGUGGCAAUGACAGAGGAGUCUUUCAGGGGAGGCUGCUGAGGGGAGGAUGGCUCAUAAUAAUGUUUGGAACAGAGCAAAUGAAAUGGCAUCAAUCCAUGUGUUUAACACCAUUCCGCUCCAGCCAUUACCACAAGCCUGUCCUCCCCAAUUAGGGUGCCACCAACCACCUGUGGAGUCUAUAUAGCUAGUACACAAUUGAUCAGUUAGGUAUGUUGAUUUAUUCCAAAUGCACUUCUACUUACUGUGAUCAACCCCGUGAAUCAAUCUGACCUAUUCAUCUGAGCGGUUUAAUUGUUUUAAAGCCUACUAUAAGUAGCUGUUGUCUAAAUCAAUCAAACACUAAAUUGUCUCUGCACUCUUUUAGAUUGCCCCUCGACGUUGUCCUAGACAUUGUUGAAACACUCCAUAUUGAAAUAUGUUUUGGGAGUGUUUUGUAAAGCUUGUUUGUACUGUAUAAGGAUAUCAUACAAUAUUUUAAUGGUUCAUCCUGAAAAUGCUUUAGAUACGGUGCUAACAUAAUCUAAUAUUUUUACUAAUUGACUAAUAUAAUGUGUGAUGUGUUGGCAAAAUUGCAAUUGGACCAAGCCCAAUUGUCUGCACAGAGUUUUAUAUUGAUCAGUGGCGCCCCUUACUGUCCUCUAGGAGUACUCUAGUUAUUACAGCACUUCGGGUUGAACCAACGGUCUCCAACCCAGGUCCUGUAGAACUACAGGAAAUGUAUGGUCUUAUUGGAGGCCAGCUGAAAAAGCCUGCAGACCUUGUAGCACCAAGGUUGGAGACAUUUGGGUUGGAUACACCAACCUCAUUUCUUUGUUUGGGUCAUAAAGAUGACGCAUGCUCAGCCCUCGACAUGUACAAUCAAGGCUUAUUUGUAUUUGAAACUCUAUUCAUAUUUGAUCACCUAAAUGGGGGUUUAUAAUGUUUAUUUUACUUUGUGAGCUUAAAGUCAAACACUGGUUGACAAUCUCUUUCCCUGUCACUGUUCAGCAAAUGCACACCUGAGAUCGAAUAGACCAAACUACAGCAGAAAGAAUAUGUGGUUGCAAAGAUGCACGCAACCAUUGAAUACUACUGAAAAUCUCAAUGUGAGGUUGUAUGUUUUUGUUUGUUGGGAGAACAGAUUCCCCUGUCUGCAAUUUCACCUCCUCCUCAGUUACCAACCAAACCUCAGCUAUGGACGUGUUGGUUGUUUAGCUACAAAAUCACUAUGGAGAAACUGGUUUGGCCUAGAUUGUUGACACGUAAACUAUAUUUUGUCUCAAAUGUGUAUUGAAACGUACAUUUGCACAAUGAGCACUUUUCUCUGAAAUACAUGUCAGUUGUUGGUUAGCUAGUGAAUUUUGGCUAUAUUAGCAUAGAUGUGACAUCAGCCAAAACACCUCAAAACGAGACAUUGUUUCAAAGAGAUCAAACUAGCUAAAACACGCCACCCACAAUUCCCCAUGUGGCACUUUCUUGUCAUUGUUGCUAGCAGUCUGGCCAUCCAGAAUCACAACAACACACUUCUGCCUCAUUGAAGCCUGCACAUUGUUUUUGUGACACAAGCUAACCAUUUAUACUCUCCAAAAGCACGCCAGAUUUACAACCACUCAGAUAUGUCGCUAUCCGCUGUGUAGUGUGACUGGGACAUUUCUUUACCUGUGUUCACCCGUAGCCUUCACCACAACUCAGGAUAAUGUUUGUGUGGGGCUGCAGUACUUGUGUGAAUGUGUAUAUUUCUAUCUUUAUCAGAAAUGUAUAUACUAUGUUAGAUAUCUAUACACAAACAUACCUCACUCAGAUGUAUAUCUCCUACUUAUUUCCAUGCCUCUUGUAUCUUACUCAGAAUCAUCUGAAAAAGGGUAAAUCUCAUUUUUUAGUCUGCGAACAGACACUUCUGGGAUGUCUUACCAUUGACUGAUAAAUAUAUGCACCCGACUCUUAUCAGGUGUUCUCACAACUUACCUUAACCGAGCAUUUGUUUACCAGUUUGAGCCUCCUGGACUUUUAAAUCUGUGCUGCAGUUAGCACAACAAACUUCAGGUGUGAAGUCGGGUAGUUUCGUUACCUCUAGGGAUGACUGUCCCUGCCUAACAGAAGAAGGCAAGGACAAGGGACAGGUGGAAAUGUUUGUUCUUAAAACAUUUAAAAGAAAUCUUAACUAUGUAUUUAAAGAUUGGUUUUAUUCACGUGUUAGAUUGCAGCUUUAAGGUGUAGUAAAUUGAGUCUCAACAAAGGUUUCGCCAUGUGGUGCAUAGCACUAAGGAAAUUCUUUGGAGAAGUGUAGAAUAUGCUGAAGCAUAGAUACUUUGCCCAUUGCAGUUUUAACAUGACGUUUUUAGAGAACAUCAUAUAAUUCAAUGGAUGCCGUAUUUGCUCCUCCUUGGUGAUACCGACCAAUAACAAUUUAUGGAAAUCUCAGAAUUGUACACAAUGUUUACUUAUCUAAUUCUACAAUCAGAACUAGAAUCCAAAUACUCAUCGUGACUAGAACGCUCGGAAGCAGCAACAUGGCGUCCCGCUGUGAAUUUGGCAAAACUACUGUGAGUACUACUUACCCUAUCAACAGUUAUACCUCAGGACAAUUCAGAAUACUAGAUCAAGCCCCAAUUGUCCUUGUAUAAGGUUUCUAUUACAGUGCUGGUUUUAAUACAGUCAUCAGACAGCUUGUAUUACUACAGUUCUAGGGAAAUCUUUAUAGUU